Molecule: messenger RNA, 663 nt
Organism: Eptesicus fuscus (big brown bat)
Lineage: Eukaryota; Metazoa; Chordata; Mammalia; Chiroptera; Vespertilionidae
Product: microsomal glutathione S-transferase 1-like
Exons: 1
Coding region: 9-485 (158 amino acids)
Cellular component (GO): membrane; mitochondrion
Molecular function (GO): glutathione transferase activity
Source: RefSeq, a predicted model, not a curated record
UUGAAAAAAUGGUUGACCUUGCCCAGCUAAUGGAAAAUGAAGUAUUCAUGGCAUUUGCCUCCUACACAACGAUUGUUCUUUCAAAAAUGAUGUUUAUGAGUACUGCAACUGCAUUCUAUAGAAUAACAAGAAAGGUUUUUGCCAAACCAGAAGACUGCGCAAGCUUUGGCAAAGGAGAAAAUGCCAAGAAGUACCUUUGGGUUGAUGACAGAGUAGAACAUGUAGGAAGGGCCCACCUGAAUGACCUUGAAAAUAUUGUGCUAUUUCUUGGGAUUGGCCUUCUCUAUUCCUUAAGUGGCCCAGAUCUCUCUACAGCUAUCCUGCACUUCAGACUCUUUGUUGGAGCAUGGAUCUACCGCACAUUAUCAUAUUUGUUACCUCUUCCUCAGCCAAAUCGUGCUUUGGCUUUUUUUUUUUUUUUUUUUGGAUAUGGAGUUACUUUGUCAAUGGCUUACAGAUUGCUGAAGACUAGAUUGUACCUGUAAGGAGAAUUAUACAACUCAUCACCCUAUUAUUUCCUAAGAAUUCUGUAUUUUCAAUUUAUAAUGAAAACUUUUUAAGAUUUUAAGUGGGAGGGAGCAGAGAAAUUAAGAUGGGGGAAACCUAGACUGAAUCUUAACAUCACCAAUGUCCUUUACUCUUGUGUUAUAUUUGCACUAGAAA